This is a messenger RNA of Saprolegnia diclina VS20, 5609 nucleotides long. RefSeq lists its product as hypothetical. The coding region runs from base 101 to 4768 and encodes 1555 amino acids. The record is from RefSeq and is a predicted model, not a curated record. NCBI's taxonomy places the organism in Eukaryota, Oomycota, Saprolegniomycetes, Saprolegniales, Saprolegniaceae. The transcript is spliced from 3 exons.
GUAAAAGUGACCAAUCACACGGCCGCACGUCAUCUUUUUGGCCAAUGGCCUUGCGGCGAUUGUGGCGGAUCUUGCGAUUUUAUCACCGCACAGUGGCGACAUGGACUUCCUCCGGUCCGUCGAGGAGGACCUGCAUGGCCUCAUCUACGAGACGAAGAAGAAGCUGCCGGCCGUGCGCGACGCGGCCGAGAAGGGCCUCGAGCAGAUCGUGCUCAUGCGGCAGAUGUACGCGCAGUCGAUGCGCGUGGACGCGGCGCCGGGGCCGGGCCACGCGGUCUUCAAGAGCGACGCGAUCCUGCAGCCCUUCUUGCUCGUGUGCAACCACGCCACCGCGAGCCAGAAGCUGCUCAUCUCGUGCUUCAACAGCAUCCAGCGCCUCGUGUCCUGGGACGCGAUCACGACCGAAGCCGUGAGCAACAUCCUGCGCGUGCUGCAGAUCCAGGCCGAGCGCAACAACAGCCAAGACAUCCAGCUCAAGCUACUGCAGACGCUGCUGCAGCUGCUCACACUCGCCUUCACAAACGGCGACGAGCAAAUGACCAAGGAUGACCUCAUUAGCCAAGCCAUGUGGAUCUGUCUGCACCUGCAAAGCCAGAGCGGGAACCCGAUCACCGCCAAUACGGCCGCGAUGACCGUGCGGCAGAUCGUCACCAUGGUCUUCGACAACGUGCUGCACCAUGCCACGGCGGACGAGGCGGUGCGAACGCGCGCCAAGAACGUCGGCUUCCUUGUCUUCCAGGACCUCUGCCUCAUGAGCCGCGAAGAGGCUGGCGUGUGGCUCAAGCGCACAACAUUCUCCAAGCUUCUCGGCGUCGAGCUCGUCGAAGCCGUCCUCACGUCGCACGCCGGCCUCUUCCGCGACGACGUCGAGUUUCGGAGCAUGCUCAAGCAGCACAUCAAGACGCUCGUGACCAUGAACCUCGACAGCCUCUUAGCGCCAGCGGCGGUCGCCAACCCGUCGACGUUUCCGCUGCUGCUGCGCAUCAUGCGGCUCGCGGGCACAGUCCUCUCGCACUUCUCUGCGCUCUUGCCCGACGAGUGCCUCGUCAUUUGGCUCGCACUUCUCGAGAUCGUCUCAACCGGCAGCUACUCUCCGUCAAGUCCAUCAUCAUCAUCAUCCACCGGCAAGUCGAACCGGCAGCGAGCCGACCGGACGACCGCGGUGGUCGUGGCGGCACCGCUGACGUCGGCGUCGGGCAGCAGCGCGGCCCCGUCGACGAUACCGGCGCCGGCGCACCACGUGACCAUCAACUACGUCACGUGGCCCGUCCUAUUGGCGAUGGAGGUCGUCUCCAAGGCGUGUCACGAGCCCGAAGUCCUCCCGGCCCUGGCGCUGUACCCGCAGCACGUACUGCUGCAAAUCGCCCGGCACGUGGCCGCCGUCGUCACGCUGUCGCCGCCAGCCGACUACAAGCCGUCGCACGACACGACGUUCUACCGCAGCGGUCUCGAGUACCUCAACGACGUCGAGACGCCGACGCUGCAGCCGUUCUACCACUGCUUGCGCCUCAGCGCCAUUUGUCUCGGCCAAAUGGUGUCGGCGCUCACGACGCCGUCCUUAGUGCCACUCACGGGGCAGUACAUGCUCACGUCGAUCGCGCCCUUCGUGCUAAACGCGUCGACGUGUCUUCUGCGCUUUUGCCGUGACGCAGAGCUCGUCAACCUCGCGCUCAAGUCGCUCCAUGGACUCUCGUCUGCCGAAGCUAGCUUCCGCGGUCACCUCUCCCCGUCGGUGCUGGCGUCGACCCGACCGGUGGGCGUGGCGUGUCUCCAGACCCUCUGCGUCUUUUCAUUUCCGAUCGUACCGGCGUCGCGGGUCGUCAAGUGCGUCUCGGGGUCCGGGUACCCGAGCAUGGUCGAGUACUUGCCCGAGGACUUGGUGUUUCUAGUCGACGAGCCGCUCCUGACGUGGAAGGAGAUCCAAGCGAUGAAGACGCUCUUCCGGUCCGUGCAUACGAUGGAGAACGACCUCAACACGCCCGAGUGGCGCGUGCUUCUCGAAGGGUUCGAGAUCCUCGUCGCGCUGAGCAACCUCAAGCAAAAGGCCAAGGGCGUGCACACCAAGAUGGGCACGGGGCCGCAAGCGCUCAAGGUCGAAGACGAAGACGUCGAGCAGCAGCUCGUCAUGCUCGGGUUCUCGGUCACCGAGUACUUUCAAAACAGCACCAACGACGGCAUCCUCGGCCACGACGCGCUCUUGCAUGUUCUCAAGGCGCUGCAGCGCAUCUGUCUCGGCCAGCUGCAGUCGUCGACGCCCGAACCCGACGACACCGACACGGCGACGACGACGACGCUGGACGACAACUCGGCACUCACGUCGGCCCUCGCGGACGUGGCGACGAACGAAGCGAUGCUCGCGUGGGACGUCGUCUCGAUCCCGUACAGCUCCCACCUUCGAGUGUACGACCAGACGCUAGGACUCUCGUCCGUCGCCGGCGCGCCGUUCUCGCCGUCGUUUGCGAUCCGCCUCUUUGUGCAGUUGGCCAAGCAGCACCCGACCGCCUGGGCGUACGUGAUCCGCGAGCUCGUCGCCCUCAGUUGCGCACCAACAUCGUCGCUCGGUGCGUCGUUCCAGGCGUUCACGACCGACGCUGUCUUCCAGCUCAUGCAGUCGGCCAUCGCUUCGACCCACGCAAUGGCGCAAGAAGACGACGUGUGCGGGUUCAUGCUGCAACUGCUGGCGUCCGAGACGAUGAAGGAGCGGGCGCUCGCUGGCGUCCUUGACUUUUUGCAGGCGUGCGGGCACCUCCUCACGACCGGCUGGCCCACGGUGCUGGCAACGCUGCAGUCGUCGGCCGCAUUGGACGCGCGGUGCCAAGUCGUUGCGUUCAAGAGCGUCCGGCUCGUCGUCGACGACCUCCUCGGGAACAUGCCGUUGACGUACCGGCGCGAGUGCAUCGGGUGUGUCGGAGCGUUUGCUUCGAGCGCAAAAGACGUCAACGUGAGCUUGACAGCUGUCAACGCGCUCUGGAGCAUCUCGGACGCGAUCGCCAAGCAGGCCACCGACGUCGACGAGCUCUGGCCACGAGCGCUGGGCGAGCUCCGGCGGAUUGCGUCCGACCCGCGUCCCGAGGUGCGCAACUGCGCGAUCAACACGCUGUUUGGGAUGGCGGUCACGCAUGGCACGCAGUUUCAGCUGCCCGAGUGGCAGCUCUGCCUCGAAGACACGGUGCUGCCGCUUGGCAUGGCCCUCGGCACCGCGACCGUACUCGACGAGGGCGCUGUGGCAACGCCCGGCCUGCGGACGCACCAUUCGCGUGACAGCGUCGCGAAGCAGUACGACGAGUCGCGCGUCCUCGUGCUCUCGGGCCUCGCCCGCGUCGUCCAGACGCACGGCGGCGCGCUCAUUGCGCUCGACGACUGGUUCCCGAGCAUGUGGUCGGCGCUUCUUACUUACAUUGGACGGGAAGCGGCGCACGCGUCGUCCGAAGUCGUGCUCGCGGCCGUCCAGACGCUGCACACGCUCCUCCAAGUCGUGUCGGUCGAUGGCGUCGAUGCGUCGGCGACACCGUUGCGCGCCGGCGUCGGCAUGCGCAUGGUCGACGGCACUCUCGCGCCCGCGGACGCUUCGGCCUCGACGGCAUCCGCGCGCAAGCCGAUGCCGCCGACGCCCGUGGUCAUUUGGGACACGGCGUUUGACUUGCUCUUGUCCGUGGCGGGCAAGUCGACGACGGACCACGACGCGGACGUGGCGGCCGCGGUGGUCUUGGCGAUUGUCCAGCUCUACAACCAGUGUCGGGACCACGAGUGCAAGACGGCGGCCCGGGUCGCCGGCAUCCUCGCGCUCUUUGAGGCGUGCAUGGACGCCUACGUCUUCUCGCGCCCCGCGACAAUCACGGGCGGCACGACCAACUCGGUGCACGCGCGGAUCAUCAACGCGUACGACGACUGCGCGUACUUUACGCCGGCCGUGCAUCGCGACGUCAUUGCCCAAGUGCUCACGUUCCUCGUCCGCGCCCAGUCGCUUCACAUCACGGUGCUCGUCAAGCACCUGCUGAGCACGCUCGCCAAGCUCGUCGAGCGCAUUGCUCCACCGGCGCUCUCGGCCUCGGCGCGCGAGAUGCUCACGAGCAUCCAGCCGAGUCUCGACACCAAGACGCAGGACGUGUCGACAGCGGCAGCGACGCUGACCAGUGCCGAGAAGGCCGCGCUGGGUCUCUGGCGACCUGCGGUGCCCGUGCUCCAGGCGCUGACGACGCAUGCGCUACCCGUGGCGCCAAAAAUGGCGCCGUAUCUGCUGGCGACGAUCGCGACCGUGCUCGGCCCGGCACCCCGGCGCGACGAUGACCACGACGACGAAACGCUCGAGCUCAACGUCCUCGACAAGCUCGUCGAGAGCAUGGUCGGCCGCGUGCCACCGUCGGCAGAAGGCACGGCGCGCUUCAUGGACCUCUUGACGGCGUCGAGCGGGCGGCGGCCGGCGGUCGCCAGUGCGUGCGUCCAACACCUGAUCGCGCUCGGGUCCGUGGCCAACACGAACGGGCCGCUGCGCCAGGCGUGCCGCAUUGAGCUCCUCUCGCUGGCCAACGACGCCCUCGGCGCGUACCAGCAGCGCCCGACCGAGCACCGCGAGCGGGUGCUCACGCUGCUCUCGACGCUCGGGGCGAGUCCGCUCUCGCCGCGCAAUGUGCUCGUGCUCUUCCCGUCGCUCUGCGCGUGCAUUAGCUGCGACGACGCCGAGAUCCGGUCCUGGAUCCAGCGCAUCUUGCUCGAGUCCAACGUGGCCGCGACCUGCUUGGCCCUCCUCCACGACGACGUAACUCAGUAAAUCCCAAUCUUAUUGCGAUCUUCUCGUUUGUCCCAACAUGGGGCACUGGUGGAAAACCGGUUUAGUCGAAACAACGAGUUUAGUCGCUUCCAAUUUCGAGAUCCUUCCGCUUCUGGGACAUGCGCCUCGGGAAUUCUGCAGCUCGCCGGCCGCUUGCCGCAGCUCCUCGCCCGCCUGCUCGCAACGACGGGCCCUACGAGGUGGCCGAGCAUGGAACCAUCAAGCAUCUCUAUGGGCCCUGCGGCUUAUCGCAUGCGCUGGAAGAAGAGCAGUGGCCGCCGACGGCCUCCAUGCCGUGGUGCGCAAUGACGGCGAAGAGCUUGUAGACCGCGUCGGCCUUGCGCAGCUUGGGCGAGAAGAGCGUCGUUGGGAGCACGAGCUCGAGCGGGUACUCGACAAACGUGUUGAGCUUGAGCGGACCGAGGCGCGGGUCGUACGUGAAGCGCUUGACGUGGCAUGUCAGUACGUUCGGAAGCGACUCGAUGAACGUGCGCUUCGUCCCGCGACUCUCCAGCACCUACGUCCCCUCCGUGAGCUGGCGAUGGCAACCUAGGUCGUACCUCGUCGGCCAUCGAGCUCUGGAUCAUCUCGAGUAGCGUCUCGGGCGUCGUGCCCAUGUUGAGGUGCAGGCAGUGGAACGGCUCGACCGUCGACGCGCUCACCUUGCGGCCGGCCUACAUUCGCGCAGCUUGAUACAUACUUGAUACAAGCGCGAUCCGACGUACGCGGAUCUCGGACCGCAGCGUGCCCUUGAAGAGGUGUGUGAUCGGCGACUCGGUCUCGACGACGUUGUGGUGCACGACGCCGACGCGGCCGUGGGCCUGAAUCUCUUCCCAGCCCU